Molecule: messenger RNA, 2236 nt
Organism: Mercurialis annua (annual mercury)
Lineage: Eukaryota; Viridiplantae; Streptophyta; Magnoliopsida; Malpighiales; Euphorbiaceae
Product: wall-associated receptor kinase 2-like
Exons: 3
Coding region: 10-2160 (716 amino acids)
Biological process (GO): protein phosphorylation; cell surface receptor signaling pathway
Cellular component (GO): plasma membrane
Molecular function (GO): protein serine/threonine kinase activity; calcium ion binding; polysaccharide binding
Source: RefSeq, a predicted model, not a curated record
UUUACUACAAUGUCAAAUCUUAUGCAGAUAAUUCUAGCUCUUAGCUUUAUAAUGAUGGUAUAUUCACUUGAUAGUUGCCCUAAUAAAUGCGGCAAUGUUCAUGUUCCAUAUCCGUUUGGCAUCAAUGACACAUCUGCUAUUAUUGUGAAUUCUGCAUGUGCCAUGAAUGAAUCCUUCAUGUUCUUAUGUGAUUCAACAGAGGAUCCUCCUCGUCUUUAUUUUGGCUUGAAUCUCCCUAUUCGGGAUAUAUCUCUGGAGAAAGGGACCAUCACCAUCGGCACGUAUGAAUCUUUUGAUUGCUACAAUAAAUCGGGGCAGACUCAUCAUUUUAAUUACUGGGUGAGUUUAGGAAGUGGCCCUUUCACGUUAUCCGACACCCGAAACAAGCUGACGGCUGUCGGAUGCGAUACUACAGCCUUCAUGACUGAUGGAGUAACGUUUGGCAGUGGGUGCAUAUCUUUAUGUUUCGGGAACGAAAAGCUUGAUUCUUGCUCGGGUAUUGGUUGCUGUCAGACAGCUGUACCAAGAAAUCUCAAGUUCAUAAACAUCACCAUUCUAAGCGGAAGCAAUCAUAGCGGAGUGCUCGAAUAUAAUCCAUGUGGGUUUGCGUUUAUAGCAGAUGAACAAACUUUUGAUGUCUCAAAAUUGAGACUUGAUGAUCGUCCAUAUUCCCCUUCUACUAAGGAGUAUGCAACUUCUGAUGUUGUAGUCGAGUGGGUUGCAAGAGAAGAAACAUGCGAACAUGCCCAGUCCAGUUCCAACCGGGAUAGAUAUGUCUGUGGUGAUAAUACUUACUGUACUUACUCCGAAAAUGGCCAGGGAUAUCGAUGCUCAUGCGCACCGGGAUUCACAGGAAAUCCUUAUCGACCACAAGGCUGCCAAGACAUUGAUGAAUGCAAGGAGGCAGUGAAUUACCCGUGUUAUGGUGCGUGCAAGAACACGGUAGGGAAUUACACAUGCCGAUGCCCACUUGGGAUGCGCGGGGAUGGUAAAAUUGGCUGUCAUGGAUUCCGCGUUACAACUAUUUUCACAAUCUCCGGAGCUUUCAUGUUUGUCAUGAUCAUUAGUCUUUUGAUUGUGAUCAUAUGGAGGAAACGAAUAAAAGAGAAGAAUUUCUUAGAAAAUGGAGGUAUGCUAUUAAAGCAUCAACGAGUCAGACUUUUUAGCGAAAAGGAGCUAAAAAAAGCUACAAAAAACUAUGACAUAAGCCAAUUUCUAGGCGAAGGCGGGUUCGGAUCUGUUUACAGGGGAAGUUUAACAGAUGGCACACAAGUCGCAGUAAAGAAGCCGAAAGAUUUAGACAAAACUCAAAUAAAUCAAGAGUUCCAGAAAGAAAUUGGCAUUGUUUUACAGGUCAACCAUGUAAAUGUGGUAAAGAUCUUAGGCCUGUGUUUGGAGACAAAACAUCCACUGUUGGUUUACGAAUUUAUUUCAAAUGGGAGUUUAUUUCAGCAUAUUCAUCAGAGUAGGUCUCAAAUACUAAGCAGUUGGAAAGUUCGUCUGCGAAUUGCUGCAGAGAUAGCUCUAGCGCUUGAUUAUUUGCAUUCCCUUGCCAAUCCGCCAAUUAUUCACGGAGACGUCAAGUCAGCAAACAUCCUCAUAGAUGAAAAUUACACAACAAAGGUAUCCGAUUUCGGAGCUUCGGUGCUUAUUUCUCCAGGUCAGACAGAUAUGGCUAUGAAAAUACAAGGAACAUUCGGCUACUUGGAUCCGGAAUAUCUCAUGACCGGGAUUUUAACAGAGAAGAGCGAUGUGUAUAGUUUUGGGGUUGUGCUUGUUGAACUCUUGACCGGAGAGAAGCCAAAUCCUAAUGCAAGAUCAGGAUCCAACAGUAACAUCAUUCAAUACUUUCUUUCUUCACUAGAGCGUAAUGAUCUCUCUGAAAUACUUUAUCUCGCUGUAACCGAAGAUGAAUUGGAAGAUAUCAAAGUGUUUGCAGAGCUUGCAAAAUGCUGCCUUAGUAGCAGCGGAAUGAAAAGACCGAGCAUGAAACAAGUAGCUGAAGAUCUUGGUAGGUUGAGACAGUCGAAUGAAAGUUUAUGGGCUCAACAAAACAGCCUUGAGACGGAGCAUUUGCUAGCUGCAAACACGAAUCAACAUGAUACCAUUAUCAUGCCAACAUUUGAUAUUGAUCACUACUACUCUACUGCUAGCCUUUAAAUUUUUCAGUCUUGUAUUAUAGGAGCACUUGCAUUUUCCAAAAAUACAACUAGAAAUCUCCUACAAUUAAGCGAAA